UUAUGGAAGAAUACCACAUACUAGAAGAAAUAUGAAGCAGCAGCUUUGAAUCUUGAACAAGGGAAAUUGGCUACCCCAACGCAACUCAGCUUAACUCAGCCUCACUGAACUGAUCCAACACUCCCCAGGCUUGCUAUAGCUCUCUAAUCCUUAGAAUCUUCUUCAAUUCCAGCUAGAAUGCUGUGUCAGGCAUUUCACAGAUUUGGCCAAAAGCUGGUACACAGACGUCCACUGGAGGAAAAAGUAUUUGAGAUUUCCUUUGAAAGAAGCCUGAGCACUCUGGAUUUAGUGGCCCUGGGUGUGGGCUGCACAAUAGGCGCAGGUGUGUACAUCCUGGCUCGUGAGAUGAUCAGCAAUCAAGCAGGACCAUCCAUCGUGAUCUGCUUUUUGGUGGCUGGCUUAUCUUUUGUGUUGACUGGGCUGUGCUAUGCUGAGAUUAGUGCCUGGGUUCCCCAUUCUGGCUCCUCAUAUCUCUAUACCUAUGUCAUUAUUGGUGAACUCUGGGCUUUCAUCACUGGCUGGAACCUCAUCCUGUCCUUUACUGCUGAUACAGUUAUUUAUACCAUGACCUGGGUCUUAACCUUUGAAAACCUGCUUGGGAACCAGAUGUCUCAGACCCUGCGUGAAAGCAUCUCUCAGCAUGUUCCUCAAGUCCUUGCAGACAAUCUAGGCUACUUUGCUGUGGCCCUUCUGUUGUUACUUAGAGAAAUUGAAUAUAUGAAUUUUUAUGAGUUAUUCGCCCUUUCCAAAGGGUUCAUAUUCGUGAAAAUUUUGGUUCUCAGUUUUGUCAUCAUCUCUGGCUUCAUUAAGGGGGACCUGCACAACUGGCAGCUCACAGAAGAGGACUACGUAAAGGCUGGACUCAAUGACACUUCUAAGUUGGGCCCUCUGGGCUCUGGAGGAUUUGUGCCUUUUGGCUUCCAGGGGAUUUUCCGUGGAGCAGCUACUUGUUUCUAUACAUUUAUAGGUUUCAGUAUUAUUGUUACCAGAGUGAAAGAAGUCCAGAAUCCCCAGCGUUCUAUCCCCAUGGGCAUUGUGAUUUCACUGUUCAUCUGCUUUGUGGUAUAUUUUGGUGUCUUUUCUGCACUUACACUUAUGGUGCCUUACUACAAGCUUCAACCUGGGAGCACCUUGCCUGAGGCAUUUCUCCAUAUUGGCUGGGCCCCUGCCUACUACGUUGUAGGUUUUGGAUUUUUCUGUAGUGUUUGUGGCAUUUUCAUGGGCUUUAUGACCCCCAUACAGUGGGUGAUAUGCACGAUGGCAGAAGAUGGCCUCCUGUUUCCUGUCUUGACCAGGAUCUAUACCAGUAUAUACCCCAGAUUCAUGGCCACUGUGGUAUUUACGAUUAUUGCAGCAAUCACGAUAUUCUUCUUUGGAAUCACUGAUCUUGUGGACCUCAGGUCAAUUGGGACGCUGGUAUCUUAUUCUCUGGUUGCUUUUUGUGUUCUCAUCAUCAGGUAUCAGCCUGAGAUGCAGAAUGAGGAAAAUGAAGCACAGGUGCAGGAGGAGAAUGGACCUGCAGCAGAGAGGCUGACUCUACAGCGACUACUUUUUCCAGGUAGUUCCACCCCCACUCCACUCUCUGGCCGGAUUGUCCGUGUUUGCUCCUCACUGCUUGCUCUGCUUCUCAUUCUUCUUUGCCUGGUGCUGGCCCGGUGGCCAGUUCUGCUUUCUGGAGACCCAGUGUGGAUUUCAGUGGUUGUGCUGCUCCUGGUGCUCAUCACUGGGAUCACUGGGGUCAUCUGGAGACAGCCACAGAGCCCCAGUCCUCUUCCCUUUAAGGUCCUUGCUCUCCCUCUCCUCCCACUACUGAGCAUCUUCAUGAAUGUUUACCUUAUGAUGCAGGUGACAGCUGACGCCUGGAUCUUAUUUGGUAUCUGGAUGUUGAUUGGUUUUACCAUCUACUUUGGCUAUGGGCUCCAGGGCAGCCUGGUCACUAACCCCACUUAAGUUAGUUCCAAAACUAUAAACCUUGAACUCAACAGUUCCAGUACAUAUUUGGUUUAACGUCAUCACACUGAAAUGCAGUCUUGUCCCCUGCACAAUUAUGUAGGGUACUCUUAGCACAUGGAAAUCUAGGUUUCCCAUGGGAUGUUGAUGUGGGGGAACACUAAUAGAGCUUGUAGUUAUCGUGAAGGGUGUGUCUUUGCUCUUUCUCCUUUUUUUUAAAUUGUGUACUUUUUAUUUGUCUCUGUAGCUCUAUACUGGAUUUAAAAAAACGAUUAUUAAAAUAAACUAAAAAUUAUUUUGCUUUCUUUGUGGUAAUAUCCAGUGGUGGAAAUACUGGAUCAUUUGGCAGUUCCAUUUUCUAAUUUUUGAGGAACUCCCAUACUGUUUUCCAUAGUGGCUGCACCAAUUUACAUUCCCAACAAGAGUGCAUGACAGUUCCUUUUUUUCUACAUCUUCACCAAUACUUGUUAUUUUGUCUUUUCAAUUUUAGCCAUGGGGCAGGUGUAAUGUGAUAUCUCAUUGUAGUUCCAAUUUACAUUUCCCUGAUGAUGAGUGAUGCUGAGCAUGCUUUCAUGUGUGCUUUGACUUCUGUUUUUAAUUUUUUAAUGUUUAUUUAUUUUUUUUUUUGAGAGAGAGAGAGAGAGAGAGAGAGUGAGCGAGCGAGCAGGGGAGGUGCAGAAAUAGAGGGAGACACAGAAUCUGAAGAAAGUUCCAGGCUCCAAGCUGUCAGCACAGAGCCCGACAUGGGGCUCAAACUCACAAACUAUGAGAUCAUGACCUGAGCCAAAGUCAUAAGCUUAACCGACUGAGCCACCCAGGCACCCCUCUUGACCUCCAUUUUUAAAAUGGAUUAUUUGUGUUUUGGUGUAGAGUUGUGUAAGUUCGUUAUGUAUUUAAUAUAUUAACCCCUUAUUACAUAUAUCAUUUGGAAAUAUCUUCUGUCAUUUUGUAGGUUGUCUUUUCAUUUUUGAUGGUUUCCUUUGUUGUGCAAAAGCUUUUUAGUUACAUGAAUUUGAAAACAUAUGUACACCUAUGUUUAUUGCAGUGUUACUUGACAAUAGCCAGGAUAUGGAAACAACACAAUGUCCAUCAAUUGAUGAAUAGAUAAAAAAGAUGUGAUACACACACACACACACACACACACACACACACGGAAUAUUAUUCAGCCAUAAAAGUGAAAUCUUGUCAUUUGUAACAACAUGGAUGGACCUAUAGGGUAUUAUGCUAAGUGAAAUAAGUCAGCCUGAUAAAGACAAAUACCAUAUGAUUUCAUUCAUAUGUUGAACUUAUGUCUUAAAACAUAAAACAAAUGAACAAACAAACAAAAAGAGACAAAAAAGCAACCUCCCCCAGACUCUUAAAUACAAGGAACAGACUAGUGGUUGACAGAGAGGAGAUGGGUGGGAGGAUGGGUGAAAUAAAUAAAGGAACUAAGAGCACACUCAUCUUCAUGUGCAGAGAAAUGUGUAGAAUCAUAGAAAUAUUAUAUAGUACACCCAAGAAUAAUAGAAUGACACUGCAUGUUAAUUAAUACUUCAAAAAAUAAUAAAGGGGAGACAAGACGCCAGAAAGAGAUGAAAUACGGCCCCUGCCCUUAAGGAGCUCAAAUUCUAAUACAAAGGGUAAAGCCUAGCUGUAGCAUAAGGUAGAAAGUGUUGUCCUAAGUAAUAUGCAAAUAAAAUGUCCUGGGAAUUCAGAGUGGAGGAUGAUCAUUCGUGGAUGACACAGUAGUGAGGAUUGAUCCGUGAAAUCAAAGUAGACUUUGUAGAGGAAUGGCAUUUGAAUUGGCUCUCCCCAGGGACACAUAGGAUUUUUGCCACACAUGGGAAGCAGGGAGAGAUUGUAGGAAGAGAGAACAACUCUAGGAAAAGCAUGGGAAAAGGAAGCAGUGUUCAGAGCACACUGAACAUGUAGUGUAGCCUGAGUCUUGGCUGUAAGAGGGGGCAACAGAACAUGCACAGGUGGAUUGGAGCCAGGGCUUUCCUCUGACCACAAAGCACUUUGGCUUUAAACCUACUACCCAUACUGAAAAUCCCUGGGGCUGGUUCUUCUACUUGGCAAUAUCUGCAUUCUUGGACUUGAAAGUUUCUCUACAAUUGUCAGCUUUUGUCCACCUGCUCAGAAACACAGAGCUGAGAACCAAAUGUCCUGGGUUCUGGUCUUAUUUCCACCACUAAGUAGCCAUGUGACCUCGAGCAAGCCUCCCAGUUCCCUCAACACUCUGCUUAUUUAUCUGUAACAUGAGAGGUCAGAACUGAUCAUUUCUAAAGUUUCAUUUACUUAAAUAAUUCUAAGAGAUCCUCUGGUUUUGUGUCUUCUCAUUCUCUGAACUAAGUCUCUACUGCAUGUGAUUUGAACCAGCAUUCUGCCCACUUUUCACUACAACCCAUUCUUAGAGCUGUAGAGGUCUAAUAAAUCAUACCCCAUCUCUCCCUCUUAUGUUUGGAAACUAUUGAUAGAGACGGAUAAUUAAACCUUCAGCUUUAGAUCUGCAGCCUAAUUGGUUUGCUAAUACUGCAUCCCUAAAUAAGCUAGACUUACUCCUCAUCACAAAUAGUGCUGAGCACCCCCACCCUUCACCAUAGGAGAGAGCCUGCAUUUAUUAGAUUUUCUCAUGUAUGAACAGCUUGGAAUGAAAGUAUCCUGUGGGCAUGU
Panthera uncia (snow leopard) is the source of this 4605-nucleotide messenger RNA. Its product is annotated as cationic amino acid transporter 3-like. NCBI's taxonomy places the organism in Eukaryota, Metazoa, Chordata, Mammalia, Carnivora, Felidae. Bases 178 to 1950 code for a protein of 590 amino acids. The record is from RefSeq and is a predicted model, not a curated record. The transcript is spliced from 3 exons. Gene Ontology annotation, cellular component: plasma membrane. Gene Ontology annotation, biological process: transmembrane transport; amino acid transport. Gene Ontology annotation, molecular function: amino acid transmembrane transporter activity.